Trichosporon asahii var. asahii CBS 2479 is the source of this 1485-nucleotide messenger RNA. RefSeq lists its product as uncharacterized. The transcript has a single exon. The coding region runs from base 1 to 1485 and encodes 494 amino acids. Lineage: Eukaryota; Fungi; Basidiomycota; Tremellomycetes; Trichosporonales; Trichosporonaceae. The record is from RefSeq and is a predicted model, not a curated record.
AUGAUCAUCCGACAUCUAGCAGCUCGUACGGGUGCUAUCCGCUCAUCCUUGGCGAGCCUCCACCCGUCCAGCCGGCAGUCAUCGCGGCACCUCGCCUCCGCCUCGGUGGCUCUGGCUUCCCCAGAAGUCGACGACCGACCAACACAACAUGAAAGCGGUGAUGUGGUGAGGGCGCCGAGGCUGAAAAUGCCUGCCGGACACGAUCCACCGCCUGUCGACGUUCGCCGAUCUGCUGCUGCUUCGUCUUCCUCGUCUUCCUCGUCAUCAGUCCCUGAGUCUUCGCGCCGAUCUAGGUCAGCUCGCGCUUCUACAUCGAAACCUUCCGGCAGAAGCAGGAGGCAAUCAGAAGCGCCCCCUGUAUCAGCCCCGUUGAAGGAGCGGAAGACCUUUACCCGCGAUUCGCCUCCCCACCUGCCUUCGAGCCAACCGCCAGGCCGUCCAGCGACGCCGUUGAGCCCGGAAGAAUUGCGAAGACAGCAAGAAGAGCGUGCGACCCAGUUUAUGGAAUCGGCUUUGUCUAUCCCGGUGCCCGACCCGAAACUCUACCUCCGACAGCUCGUCAGUCACCUCGAGUCGGAUUCGUCGCUGCUGAGCCCCAGCUCCAUCGCCGCGCUCGAGAUGUACGCCCUACGCCUGAACGAGACGCAGUUUGCCGAACGUGUCCGCGCUCUGGGCUUCCGAGAGCGCCUCCAACUCCCUCCUCGACAGAAGAUAGGCAGAUACCGAAACGCGAAGGUCUCGACGAACAUGUGGAUGACGAAGAAGUACCCGCCGCUACCACUGCUGCCCGAGAGCGAGGACAAGAUUACCGCGAACACCUUUCUGCGGUAUCAGCACUACCUGCUGAUCAACUCGGAAGGACACAGCCUGCGGACCACAAUCAGCACGUUGGAAUCGUUGAAAGCUGCCCCGACAGAGAAACUCGCCGCGCUGCAUCUCGCCCUGUGCUAUGCCAAGGAGCCUCAUGCGUUGCUCGAUGAGGCUGAGGCCAUCGGCGUCACGUCGUUCCGGAGGCAGACUGCACACUGCAGUGUCAUUGCUCUGCUACAGCGGCGAACGAAGACCGAGGAUGUCCAGCGCCUGAUGAGGCGUUUCAAGGGAGUUCCGUCACCCGAGACGUUCCGCCUUGUUGCUUUGCACGCGCUGAAGAAUAAGGACGAGGAGCUGGCGAAGUACGCGUGGGAGGAGGGUCGGACGUCACUUGCGCAUGAGCGCCGUAUCGCCAGUGCGCCAGUUACUCCGCGUCGACUACCUCGGACCCGCGGCCAGGCUACUGGCGCAGUGCCUCGGGUGACGCCCUUCUUUCGACACCUCGGCCGACACCUCACACGUUGGGAGCGAGUCAUGCACUGCAUGAAGGACCGAGGAUGGGCGCAUCGAGCGCAGUUCGACCCGGCGCAGGUCCCGAAGGGCCUACCGACUCUCGCAGCGCGUUGGUUCUGGGGGCCGGACCCGAACCCGCCCUCUGAGCAGGACAGCGAUUAG